AUGUUUUUCUUCAAAGAUCUUUCCCUUAACAUCACUCUGCAUCCGUCCUUUUUCGGUCCUCAAAUGAAGCAGUAUCUGAGGACGAAAUUGCUGCAGGAAGUGGAAGGAACAUGUACUGGUAAGUUCGGGUACAUUUUGUGCGUUUUGGACUGUGAAAACGUGGAAAUAGAACGUGGAAGAAUUCUGCCGGGAGACGGAUCUGCUGAGUUUACCGUAAAAUAUAGAGCAGUGGUAUGGAAGCCAUUCAAGGGUGAGGUCGUGGAUGGCGUGGUAUCUAGUUGCACCAACUUAGGUUUUGAGGUCGAUGUAGGUCCAUUGUCGGUAUUCGUAUCGCCAUUCCUCAUGCCUGAAGACCUCUCAUACAACAGUGGGUCAAAUCCACCCUCAUACCAAAGUUCGGAACAGAUUAUUACCAAAGGCUCCAGAGUAAGGCUAAAAAUUGUGGGUGCUAGAAGCGAAGUUAACUCGAUUUACGCAAUCGGAAGUAUCAAGGAAGACUACCUUGGUGUUAUAUGA
This is a messenger RNA of Lachancea thermotolerans CBS 6340, 516 nucleotides long. It is a transcript of the gene RPB7, whose product is annotated as DNA-directed RNA polymerase II subunit RPB7. Gene Ontology annotation, biological process: positive regulation of nuclear-transcribed mRNA poly(A) tail shortening; transcription initiation at RNA polymerase II promoter; positive regulation of translational initiation. The transcript has a single exon. Gene Ontology annotation, molecular function: single-stranded RNA binding; single-stranded DNA binding; translation initiation factor binding. Gene Ontology annotation, cellular component: RNA polymerase II, core complex; P-body. NCBI's taxonomy places the organism in Eukaryota, Fungi, Ascomycota, Saccharomycetes, Saccharomycetales, Saccharomycetaceae. The record is from RefSeq and is a predicted model, not a curated record. The coding region runs from base 1 to 516 and encodes 171 amino acids.